UUGGCCAAUAAACAAGGCCAAGGACACAUCUUACCACACCAUGUAUAUCUCUUUCACUUUCUCCAAUCUUGCAAGUCCUAUCAGAUUGGAUGAACUUAAAUCACAUAUCCUUCGCCACUCUCUCCCGCCAUACAUGACUUAAGUGUUCUCAACGGUCAAAAACUUGCAAAACAUAAAAAGAAAGAACAGAAAAGACCAGUUGGCUAAUGCCAUCAUGGCUGCCAUGAUUCAGACCACCAUGUUCUCUUCAUCUCCAAGAACUCUGCAGCUCAAUUUUCAUUGCUCUCCCUUUCUAGCCUCUAACCAGAAGCUUUUCUCACGUGGAUUCGUACAGUUUAACUCUAAGUCAUGGAGACAUUCCAUGUUUCUUAGUGCAAAGCCUGCACUUAAAGAUGGAGCUCUUAGUAUCGGUGGCAAGGAUGCGUUAACCAACGUCCCUGAUAACGUAGUUGUGACACCCUUCACUAAUUCAUCUGCAUUUGUUGGGGCUACCUCUACGAUUGAAAGUGCCCGGCAUGUUUUCAAGCUUGGAGUCAUUCGGGAUGUCGGGUUAUUAUCUCUAUUUCGAUUUAAGCUAUGGUGGAUGAUACCGCGAGUUGGUAAUUCAGGAAGUGAUAUUCCUGUUGAAACUCAGAUGUUGCUGCUGGAAGUUAGUAAAGGACAAGAUUCAGUUGAGACUUCUUAUGUUGUAUUCCUGCCAAUAAUAGAUGGUGAAUUCAGGAGUAGCUUACAGGGAAAUUCAUCAAAUGAGCUUGAGUUUUGUGUUGAAAGUGGUGAUCCAGCCAUUGUUACAUCACAAUCUCUAAGAGCAGUUUUUGUGAAUUGUGGAAACCACCCAUUUGAUCUAAUAAAGGAAUCUAUGAAGAUUUUGGAGAAGUAUAAAGGAACCUUUACACAUAGGGAAUCCAAACAGAUGCCCGGAAUGUUAGAUUGGUUUGGUUGGUGUACAUGGGAUGCCUUUUACCAAGAUGUUAAUCCUCAAGGGAUUAGAGAGGGACUUAAAAGUUUGUCUGAGGGAGGCACUCCAGCAAAGUUUAUAAUAAUCGAUGAUGGAUGGCAAGAUGUAGAAAACGAGUUCCAAAAAGAAGGAGAACCAUAUGUUGAUGGGUCGCAAUUUGGUGGGAGAUUGCUUAGCAUCAAGGAAAACAACAAGUUUCGAAGAGCAAGUGAUGAUGCUCAAAGUGAUGCACCAAGUGAUCUCAAGAGUUUUGUUUCAGAAAUUAAGAGUACUUAUGGCCUUAAGUACGUUUUUGUGUGGCAUGCCUUAAUGGGAUACUGGGGAGGACUUGUUCCAGAUGUUCCAGGAACUAAAAAAUAUAACCCAGAGCUAAGAUACCCAGUGCAGUCACCUGGGAAUUUAGCAAACAUGAGGGAUUUAGCAAUGGAUUGCAUGGAGAAGUAUGGAGUUGGCGCUAUUGAUGCUGAUAAAGCAUCCCAGUUUCUUGAUGAUCUACACAAAUAUCUUGUUUCACAGGGUGUGGAUGGAGUAAAAGUUGAUGUUCAGAACAUUUUGGAAACCAUUUCAACUGGUUCUGGUGGUCGAGUCUCACUUACUAAACAGUUCCAACAGGCACUUGAGAAGUCCAUAUCAAGCAAUUUUCAAGACAACAGCAUAAUCUGCUGCAUGGGUCUAAGCACUGACUCCAUUUACCAUUCAAAAGUAAGCGCCAUAACAAGAGCAUCAGAUGAUUACUACCCGAAAAAUCCUUCCACACAGACAUUACACAUAGCUGCUGUAUCAUACAAUAGCAUAUUUCUUGGUGAAGUUGUUGUACCAGAUUGGGACAUGUUCUAUAGUCUCCAUGAAGCAGCUGAGUUUCAUGCUGCUGCUAGAGCUGUGGGAGGAUGUGGAGUCUAUGUUAGUGAUAAACCAGGCCACCAUGAUUUUGAGGUAUUGAAGAGGCUUGUACUUCCUGAUGGAUCAAUCCUCAGAGCAAGAUAUCCAGGGAGGCCAUCACUUGAUUGCUUAUUCAAUGACCCAGUUAUGGAUGGAGAAAGUCUUCUCAAGAUAUGGAACUUGAACAAAUGCACUGGAGUUAUAGGCGUCUUCAAUUGUCAAGGAGCAGGAAGAUGGCCUUGUAUGAGCAAUCCUGUUCAGAAAAAUGUCAGCGCUGAGCUCUCAGGCCUAGUCUCACCUGCUGAUAUAGAGUAUUUUGAAGAAGUUUCAGGUACACAGUGGACUGGAGAUUGUGCAGUCUUUUUCUUCAACUCAGGGUCUCUAUCUCGAGUACCGAAAGAUGAAUCUCUAAGCAUCACCUUGAAAGUUCUACAAUGUGAAGUUCUUACCGUAUCUCCUAUUAAGGUUUACAAUAAGAACAUUCAAUUUGCAGCUAUUGGAUUACUAAACAUGUACAACUCUGGUGGAGCUGUUGAGAAAGUUGACUUCUUCAGUGAUUCCUCUAACUGUGGAAUACAAAUUAAGGGAAGAGGGCCUGGCAGGUUUGGAGCAUACUCUAGUAUAAAGCCCAAGUCUUGCUCAGUAAACUCUAAAACUACUGAGGAGUUCAAGUACAGAAGUGAAGACAAUCUUUUGACAGUAACAAUUCCAAGCACAACCAGUAACUGGGACAUCACUCUUUACUAUUGAGACCCUCUCAUUUUUUCCAGGCAAAGCCUCAACUGUAAGGAAAACUCAGAGAAAAACAAGAACAUGGUUUUGGUUUUUCCAAAAAUGACUUGUGAAGAAAGACCAUAUGAUGAUUUGAUCAUGUGAUAAAAGAGGGUCAGAGACUCACAAGAUAGAUAGCUAGUUACUUUGGUGUUCUCUCUCUGUUGCAGUAAAAAAUGUAUUGUACGGCCUCUCAACUAAUUAACAUGAUUGAUGAAAAGUUGACUCAUUUGAAAAUGCAUAAUGGAAGAUUCAUUCUCAUCAUUGUAAUGUCUGGUAUGAAUAUAAUCAGCUAGUAGAGUAAGGGUAGUUUUGUAUAAGUACAAUCUCUAAGUUGGAGGGCCCUUCUAUGAUUGGCUCUCAGCUAUUGAAAGCCGUAUAUAUUUUUGAAUUUAUACUUU
Messenger RNA from Humulus lupulus (European hop), 3009 nucleotides. RefSeq names its product probable galactinol--sucrose galactosyltransferase 2. NCBI's taxonomy places the organism in Eukaryota, Viridiplantae, Streptophyta, Magnoliopsida, Rosales, Cannabaceae. The transcript is spliced from 14 exons. The record is from RefSeq and is a predicted model, not a curated record. Bases 215 to 2587 code for a protein of 790 amino acids.